CCGCGGUCGGGGCGCGGCCGGUAGAGGGUGAGCGGCGGUGCCGGGGCCGUGUGGGGGCCGUGGCCACAGGCGGCAGUACCGGGCCCGGCGGGGCGAGCGGUGCAGUGUCCCGGGAGAGCUCGUCCGGAGCUGGCACUGAAGAGAUCACCUCCCAGCUAAAGAUGGCUGCCGAUACCCCUGUUGACAUACUUCAAAAAGUUCUGGAGAAUGAAAUACUUCAGUCUACCAAGGUUGUGGAAGAACAUCUGGAUGCUGAAAUACAGAAGCUGGACCAAAUGGAUGAAGAUGAACUGGAACGCCUUAAACAGAGGAGGCUUGAGGCACUAAAAAAGACUCAGCAGCAGAAACAAGAAUGGCUUUCAAAAGGACACGGAGAAUACAGAGAAAUCCCCAGUGAGAGAGACUUUUUCCAAGAAGUCAAAGAAAGUAAAAAUGUUGUUUGCCAUUUCUAUAGAGAUACAACAUUCAGGUGCCAAAUAAUGGACAAGCAUUUGACUGUAUUGGCAAAAAAGCACAUUGAGACAAAAUUCUUGAAAUUAAAUGCUGAAAAAUCUCCUUUCCUGUGCGAGAGACUGCGCAUCAAAGUAAUUCCCACUCUAGCACUAAUAAAAGAUGGAAAAACGCAAGACUACGUUGUGGGCUUUACUGAUCUCGGUAACACUGAUGACUUCACUACAGAAACCUUAGAAUGGAGAUUAGGCUGUGCAGACAUAAUUAAUUACAGUGGAAACUUGAUGGACCCACCUUUUCAAAGUCAAAAGAAAUAUGGAACAAGCUUUACAAAGCUGGAUAAGAAGACCAUCAGAGGAAAGAUAUAUGAUUCAGAUUCUGAUGAUGACUAGAAGAGCCACUAAAUAUAUUUGUAAAUCAUCUUUUGUUUAUGCGUGGUACAUUUCUAAGAAUGUUUUUUAUAAAGCUUACUGCUUUUCAUUACAUCUGCACAUAAUUCUCAUUUUUCUAUACAGUUUUAUACAACUGAGUCAUAGCGGAAAAAGCUUAAAUAUUUUUUUUUCCUCUUUUGGAAGUCAUUUGUAAUUCAAAAAUCUUAGUCCUUCUAACGAAAUGACAUGGCAAAUGAUGAAUUUUGUUUUUAGUAAGUGUAAACUUAUGAAAUGUUUUGAAGUAACUUAGAAACAGCUGUAUGAAGUCAGACCAAAGUUCCCUCUGGCCCAGCAUCCAGUUUCAGUGGCUAAAAGCAGAUGCACAAGGAAGAGUGAAAACAGGGUGAGCAGAUAGCAAUGCUUCCCCACAGUCUGUGAAGCAAUCUGUGGCUUGGGGAACUCCGUAUCUGAGAGCAUUUGCUGGUUAAAAUAAUGGAAGAAAAAUCUCUUUAAAACCUCAUCCAAGUAUCCACAUCAUGUGGCAAGGAGGCCACAGUUUAACCGUGUUGAGUGAGGAACAAAUUCUGUUGGUUUUGUUAAAUCUGACAGCUACAGGAGUUUUUUUCUGUUUUUUUUUCUUUAUUAAAAGAGGUAACAGACACUUAAAAAAAUUAUUUUUCUCCAUCAGUUCCUCUUCCAGUUGUCUUUUUAAGUUUAUUCUUAUAUUAUCAGUAAAGCCCCACAAAAUGAUUAGUAAAGAAAUUGUGCAUUUUAACAAAUGAUUCCUUAUUUUAUGGUGCCAUAUCAUGACAUUAAAUAAAUUAACUGCAUUGUGCUAUAAAUUGUAAAAACAGUCAUAACUUCUGUGAAUUCUGAAACAGAUGGCCAGGAGAAAUGCCUUUGUACCAUCUAUGUCAUGACACUGCAUGUCAGAGCUGAUACAGCAGGUAAUAGCACAUAGCAACAAGCAUAUUGAAGACUGCCUUGUUGAUGGGUUUGUAUAAUUCUGUGGUUGUGAAUGUUUGGAUUUUAUAGGAGAUGCUUUGUACAAGAGAGUAGAAUAGAGAAAGGUAUCUGGGAGAAACCUUGAUCGUUAAGUUUAGAUAUAGCACCACAUACUGUGUACUGUUCUUCAGUAAUGGACAGAAUUUUCAAGGGAGAUCUUCCUUGGACACAAUGUAAAAUUUCUGGCUAGGUGAAGAGUUGAUGAGUUUUCUUUUUGUUUUCAAAAAAAUAAUUUGCUUUGUGCUGAAGGACCCUUUUUCAGGUGGUAUUUGAAUCCAUUUGGCCCAAAAAGCAGUGAAGUGGGUCUAGUCAGUUUGCUGCCUUGUAGUGGAGAACACUUGUGAUUGGGCCAGCCCAGCAAUAUAUCUCUUUAAGUUUAAAAAAUUAUAUUUUAUUUCUGUUCAUGUACAUUGAAAUAAAAUUAUUUUAAUUCUAA
Messenger RNA from Chiroxiphia lanceolata (lance-tailed manakin), 2262 nucleotides. It is a transcript of the gene TXNDC9, whose product is annotated as thioredoxin domain containing 9. NCBI's taxonomy places the organism in Eukaryota, Metazoa, Chordata, Aves, Passeriformes, Pipridae. Bases 162 to 842 code for a protein of 226 amino acids. The transcript is spliced from 5 exons. The record is from RefSeq and is a predicted model, not a curated record. Gene Ontology annotation, cellular component: cytoplasm. Gene Ontology annotation, biological process: microtubule cytoskeleton organization.